AUGUCUAUCUUUAAUGUUUUUUGGGUUAUAAACAUUAUAAGCCUCCAAGUUUUUUUAGCCAAUUCCUAUUGUACAAAAAGUCUUGUACCAGCUUUGUAUGUUUUUGGUGAUUCAACCGUAGAUGCUGGAAAUAACAAUAAUUUAAAUACAAAUGCUAAGGUUAAUACAUUCCCUUAUGGCAUAGAUUUCAAUAAUGUUUCUACAGGAAGGUUUAGCAAUGGCAAAACCUUUGCGGACAUUAUUGCAAUUAAGUUGGGAUUACCAAUGCCACCUCCAUACUUGGGUGUCUCAACAACUGAGAGAUAUCAAAUAGCCUCAGGUAUCAACUAUGCAUCAGGAUCAUGUGGCAUCUUGAAUUCAACAAGAAAUGGAGAAUGCUUGUCAUUGGACCAACAAAUUGAAUAUUUUACCUCAACUGUGGUGAAUGAUCUUCCAAGAAAUUUUCGAAGCAAAACAAAAUUGAGGCAUUAUUUAUCAAAAUCUAUAUUCCUUUUAUCAAUCGGAGCAAAUGAUUAUAUGCUCAAUUAUUUGAAACAAGAAAUUAUAACCAACAAAUCGGGAAAUCCUGAAGAAUUUGCAGAUUACCUUCUCGACCAAUUGAGUUCAAGUAUAAAGAAAAUUUAUGAACUGGGUGGACGAAAAUUUGUUGUCAUUGGCGUUGGUCCAAUUGGGUGUAUUCCAGGUUUUAUUAUAAGAAAACCAAAUUUUCAAGAUUGCAAUGAAGAUGUGAAUCAAAAGGUUAAACCCUUCACAAAUAAACUCCCAAUGAAGAUUCAAGUGUUAAAAUCUCAACUCUCAGGUUCACUAUUCACUAUUAUGGACACUUUCGAAUUUUUCAAGGAAAUAAGAAAUUCCCCUGAAAAAUUUGGAUUCACUAAUACUUGGGACUCAUGUGUUGGAGAAGGAGGAAAACCUUGUGAAAAUCGUAGGCAAUACUAUUUUUAUGAUUCUGCCCACAGCACUGAAGCCACAAGUGAAAUAUAUGCAAAUAAGUGUUUUAGUGGAACACAUUUGUGCUUUCCUCUCAAUAUUGAGCAAUUAGCUCAUACACAUUAG
Trifolium pratense (red clover) is the source of this 1056-nucleotide messenger RNA. Its product is annotated as GDSL esterase/lipase At1g71691-like. Lineage: Eukaryota; Viridiplantae; Streptophyta; Magnoliopsida; Fabales; Fabaceae. The transcript is spliced from 5 exons. The coding region runs from base 1 to 1056 and encodes 351 amino acids. Gene Ontology annotation, molecular function: hydrolase activity, acting on ester bonds. The record is from RefSeq and is a predicted model, not a curated record.